AUGCGAACCUCCAUCGGCCCGCGCCGCACCACGCGGGUGGUGCGCAGAGCUGCAUGCGUGGCCCUGCUCGGCCUGUGCGCCGUGAUGUUCGCGUUGAUUCCGACCAGGAGCAGCGCAAACCACAGGAGCCUGUCAAGCUUCUUGGGUCUCCAAGCGAAUCCUGUUUGGGAGAGCCAGCUCCUGGUGCGCGGGGACCUGGAGGGGUACGCGCUGCUUCUCGCGGGCGAGGUGCGGACGUUCGUGUUGCCGGGGGCGGCGGAGCGGUGGAUGAAGAUCGUGGUCGACCCGCUGGACGCGGACGUGUUCAUGAACGUGGCGCUCGAGGCGAACACGCAGAUGAGCCCGCACAACGGCGGCAAGCCGCCGCCGCCGCACGAGCGCUACACGCGCUCCCGGGAGCAGCUGGACGUCGCGGUGCGGCCCUUCGGCGACAAGCUGCGGAACCUCACGGUGGCGUCCGACGCGGAGCUCGAGGGCGACCCGUGGUGGCGCGGGGAGGCCGUGACCUUCCCCGGGCUGCACUUCCGCCAGGCGAAGCUGCUGCACGCCAUGCGCCACCAGGAGCGGGCGCGCGGGCGGCCGUACGCGUGGGUGAUCCGCACGCGCCCGGACCUGUACAUGGACUGCACGCUGCCGCCGCCCGCCGAGUGGCCGCACCCGUGGGACAGGAGCGUCGAGGGGAUGUUUGGGUUGUACUACGACUUCAUCGCCGUGCUGCCGCGCGCCGCCGCGGAGCUGGCCCUGAACGCCUACUUCAUCGGCCACGGCUUCGUCGGGUGCCUGCCCUUCCAGGACGCCCCCGAGACCUGCGUGCCCCACCUCCUGCGGCAGCACGGGUGGCUCAUCCGCGGGCUGCAGUGGAGCAAGUUCGACCGCGACUCGCCGCACAACGGGUUUCCCACGCCGCGACGCUCGCACGAGUGCGACCCGGACAUGCACCCGGACGGUCCGGAGUGCCAGAACUCGCACCAGGUGCUGCUCGACUGGAGCGCGGAGCCGCCGAAGUGCUCGGACGCGGAGGGGUGGGAGCCCGGGGUGGUGUUUUCGACGCACAACGCGGAAGAGUUCAUGUGGCGGCUGCAGGGGCCGCCGGAGGCGCACCAGAUCUCGCGGCUGUUCGCCCUACCGGAGACGAGCAGCGACGCGAAGCAGGCGCUCGUGCGGGACAGCCUGCGCGACGCGACGCGCUUCAUGCCGCCGCCCGGGUAG
Pedinophyceae sp. YPF-701 is the source of this 1209-nucleotide messenger RNA. The record is from the annotation of a GenBank genome assembly. Lineage: Eukaryota; Viridiplantae; Chlorophyta; Pedinophyceae.